AUGUCCCCAUCUAAGAUCCGUUUGGUAGCAACAUUCAAGAUACGGGCUGCUCCGCAUCGACUAGACUCGGCAAAACUCCCACCUAACUUGAAGAGGGUCUCCGUAGGUUCGGACAUCCACUUGCGUCGUGGCAUUUGCCUACAUAAUUCUCUAAAACAUAUCAUGAAGUUGCCUACGUGCAUAUGCAUCUCGAAUAGACGAGCCCAGGAUGUGCAAAGUGGUGUUCUGCACAGCCCCUCGCAUCAGCCUUCUAUCAUCAUUCGAGUAAACGCCAAAGAACACGGAAACCGACCAUAUCAUACUCACAACACAAAACCCCUGCAUAUUCGUCAUUUGGAUAGAUCUGGCUGUAAUAUAAAAAGUAGGCAUAUAAAGACCAACAGAAAUAAUUACAGUGACGGUAGACUCAGCUGCGCAAGCCCGGCAUCAUCAUCAUCAUCAUCAUCAUCAUCAUCGGGAUCCAUAAAUCAGGUAAAACCUACACAGAUAAAGCUCACGACAAUGGACCCGCCACCCUACACAGCUUCACUGAGUGCAGAAACGGCAUAUACUCCAGACGAGCAUGAAGGUAGCAGAGCAGACCCGGUCUCUUCUCUCCUUCGGUCCAAUACGCUUUCAAGUCAGAACCGCAGCCGAAGCUCUUCAUCCCUUACAGUCUCUACACUAGUCGCUGAACCCACCCCCGAAGAUAUAUCCCGUGCCUCCUCAAUCACAAUCAACAACACAGAAGACAAACCACCCACAUACGCCCCUCUCGACGACCAAAUCCGAACAUUCAAGCACGAGUCUCCUUUGAUCUACACGACCUCACCAAACACCAUGGCACGCUACCACCUGCACCAGGAAACCACUGAAAAAGGAAGAGCUAGAAAGCUCAGUAUCCGAAAACUGCUACCAACAGAAGCAAGAUCAUGUUCUGUUCAUUACUCCAGCAGCAACGACACCCGUUCUGCGGCUUCUAAAAUCGUCUACGACGAUGACUUGACGCUCUACUCCAUCACCGCGUAUGACAACUUCCACGUCGUAGGUCUCCCAUAUCAUUACGAGAUAAAAGGACAUCGCAGCCGCACACUUCCUGGUAAAAUUAAGGUGGAGAUUGGCGCACCGUCGUGGAUCAAAAGGCAACGCUCGUUUAAGUUUGUGCAUUAUACGAGGAGCCUGGCGAAGGAUAGUUUGAAUCCGGCGAAUGAAGCGAGGAUGCAGAAGUAUGGGUAUAAGAGUGAGCAGGAGUGGAAUCGGAGGUCGUUGUUUACGGUCAAAACUGGUUGUUGGGUGGAUGGGGAGGGGACGGUUGUUGCGAGAGAAGACCAGGAGGGGGGUUUGAAGAUUGUGGAUGGUAUCUGGGAAGGAAAAGAAUGGAUUAGGCAGAGGGAUUUGAUUGUUGCUUGUUGGGCUUUCAAGAAGUGGGUUAUGGCUGUGAAGUAG
Periconia digitata is the source of this 1425-nucleotide messenger RNA. Lineage: Eukaryota; Fungi; Ascomycota; Dothideomycetes; Pleosporales; Periconiaceae. The record is from the annotation of a GenBank genome assembly.